AUGGCAGAAGUCUUAGCUGUGGAGAUUGGAAUUGCUUGGUGCAAGGACAAUGGAUACAAGAAAUUAGAGAUUGAAGUGGACUCACAACAGCUUGUGGAAUGGCUACAAGAUACUGCAAAAGAACCUUGGAGAGUUUGGAAUUUCAUUAAACACUCUAAGGAAAUUCUGGAACAAAUGGAGGAAUGGAGUAUUAAGCACUGCUUCAGAGAAGGGAAUAAAGUUGCCGAUGGAUUAGCUAAUUGGGCCUUGAGAUGCAAUGACACCACUUGGAUUUCUCAGUUUCACCUACUUCCUAAGGAGAUAAGGGGUGCACCCAACAUGGAUAAAUUGAACUUCCCUUCCUUUAGGACUAAAAAUGUUAGAAAUGCAUUUGAAUUGAAACAUUAUAAUAACUUCACCCCACCUCCAAAAGUUGAUCUUCCACCUGCCUCACCUCCCCCAAAACCAACAAGUUCAUCGCCAUCGCCUCCAAAAGUUGAUCCUCUACCUGACGCACCUCCACCACAACAAAACAAUCCACCAAGUUCACCUUCACCACCUCCAAUAGUUCAUCCUCCACCUGUAUCACCUUCGCCACCAGCACAGAAUCCGGAUCCUUCUCCACCACCACAAUCAGGUUCAUCCCCUCCACCACCUUCUCCUGUGAAUUCACCUCCACAGUCGGCGUCUGUACCACCACAAGGUUCACCUCCUACCCCACCCUCUGACCCUCCUAAUAAUUCAGCCCGUUUACUACUUCCACCUACGAAUUCACCUCCAUUGCCGUCAUUUCCGCCACUACGAGAUUCACCUCCUACCCCAUCAUUGGGACCUCCUAAUAAUUCACCUCCUUCACCACCAGUUCCUUCAGGUGGCACCACUACCAAUAGUUCCAGCAAUUCAGCAGAUAGCACAAACCGUCUCUAA
This is a messenger RNA of Lycium ferocissimum, 906 nucleotides long. RefSeq lists its product as uncharacterized. NCBI's taxonomy places the organism in Eukaryota, Viridiplantae, Streptophyta, Magnoliopsida, Solanales, Solanaceae. Gene Ontology annotation, molecular function: RNA-DNA hybrid ribonuclease activity; nucleic acid binding. The transcript has 3 exons. The record is from RefSeq and is a predicted model, not a curated record. The coding region runs from base 1 to 906 and encodes 301 amino acids.